Molecule: messenger RNA, 2043 nt
Organism: Syzygium oleosum
Lineage: Eukaryota; Viridiplantae; Streptophyta; Magnoliopsida; Myrtales; Myrtaceae
Product: L-type lectin-domain containing receptor kinase IX.1-like
Exons: 1
Coding region: 123-1910 (595 amino acids)
Biological process (GO): protein phosphorylation
Cellular component (GO): plasma membrane
Molecular function (GO): carbohydrate binding; protein kinase activity; ATP binding
Source: RefSeq, a predicted model, not a curated record
CAAAUUCUAAUCUUCCUUGCUUGAGUGAGGGCUUCUUCAUCCUCAUUGUACUGCAUCUUUUAGUGCAGUCUGUCCGUUCGAUUUCCUUCAACAAAACCCACUUCUAUCCCGGUGAAACUGACAUGAUAUACGGAGGAGAUGCGAUGGCAUCGUCAGGAGCAAUCCACCUCAACAUCGUCAACUAUCAGUUUCGCGUCGGCCACGCCACAUUCGCUAAACCGGUGCAGUUAUGGGAUUCCUCCACUGGCAGAGCCACGGAUUUCACUACUCACUUCUCUCUAACCAUCGACGCCCUCAAUUCGACAUUGUGCAGCGAUGGCAUUGCCUUCUUCCUUGCUCCCGUCGGUUUUCCCAUCCCGCCCAACUCGGCAGGUGGAUUUUUGGGACUAUUCAACACGAGCACAACUGGUGCCUGGGCUCCUAAUAACCAGAUAGUGAUGGUCGAGUUCGAUACGUUCCCUAACAAAGAGUGGGACCCUGAUAUGCAGCAUGUCGGGAUCAAUAGCGACUCGAUUGGCUCGGCAGUGUAUUCCUCCUGGAAUGCCACCUCACACAGUGGAGAACCAGCAGAUGUUUGGAUAAGUUACAAUGCCGCCACCAAGAAUCUUAGUGCUUUUUGGACAUACGCGCAGAACCACGUCUUCACGGGGCAGAUAUCGCUUUCUUAUCAAAUCGAUCUAACAAAAAUCCUCCCAGAGUUUGUCACAAUUGGGUUUUCUGCAGCCACCGGUGAUUACACUGAGCAGCACAUCAUUAAUUCAUGGGAGUUCACCUCAAAUUUGGACACAAACAAAAGAGAAGACAACAAAAAAGAGACUCUACUCAUUGCAGUUAUUGUUGUUUCAUUCUUCCUUUUGGUGCUUCUCGUUGGAGUCGCUUGGUGGGUUGUGAAGACGAGAUUCGGAAAGAGCGAUAGAGAUGACAGGAGACGUGUAUUCGCUGGCUUGGCCAUUAACAUGGACAUCGAAAGAGGAGGCAUGCCCAGAAAGUUCUCUUAUCAAGAGCUGAGAGCUGCGACAAACCGCUUUGCAAGUGAUCGUAGACUGGGCCAAGGCGGAUCAGGGCACGUUUACAAGGGUACCUUGGGUAAUCAAGGCCGAGGGGUCGCUGUCAAGAGAAUAUUCGCACAGUACGAAAACUCUGAGAAAAACUUCACCAACGAAGCGAAGAUAAUUAGCCGCUUAGUGCACCGGAACCUGGUAAAGUUCAUUGGAUGGUGUCAUGAACAAGGCGAGUUUUUGCUCGUAUAUGAGUACAUGCCUAAUGGCAGCCUCGACACGCAUUUAUUCGGCAAUGGGAGGAUGCUCCAGUGGGAAGCAAGGUACAAAAUAGCCCUGGGAUUGGCCUCGGCCCUUCACUAUCUCCAUGAAGACGCUGGACAAUGUGUGCUUCACAGGGACAUCAAAUCAGCUAAUAUCCUGUUGGACACGGACUUCAGCACCAAGCUCGGCGACUUUGGUGUCGCCAAGCUAGUGGACCCUCUAUUGAGGACCCAACAGACGGGAGUCGUCGGGACUCUAGGCUACUUAGCUCCAGAGUACUUAAAUGAGGGGAGGGCAAGUAGAGAGUCCGACAUGUUCAGCUUUGGAGUCGUGGCCCUGGAGAUCGCUUGUGGUAAGAGGACGUAUGAAGUUGGGGAGUUUCAGGUUCCGCUGAUCAGAUGGGUCUGGCAACUGUACCUCGCAGGAUGCGUGCUGAGCGUGGCGGACGAGAGAUUAGAAGGAAAUUUCGAUGACAAGGAAAUGGAGUGCUUGUUGACUGUGGGUUUGUGGUGCACACACCCUGACAAGAGAGAGAGGCCUAAGGCCGGUCAAGUGAUUAAGGUUCUUCAGAACGAAGUGCCCUUGCCAGAAAUUCCUCAGAACAUGCAUGAACAGAAUUUUUAUGCUUGGCCUUUUUCUACAGUAUAGGUUCGGUUCCAUGCCCCGAAAAACAGUGCUACCCCCUCCUUAAGUCCAUGAAGUGAUGUUGCUAUACUCUAAAGAACUUUUCAAUAACCCGGCAAAUUCGCUUCUGUGAUCCUAAAAGUUUAAGCCAAUGUAA